GCAGAGAGAGACACUAUUCAUUGAGCCCCCUCCCCACACACACAGUGUCAGAACCAGGGGAGGACACAGAGAGAGACAGAGACACGGACGUGGAUCCUGUGGCACGAGAGAGACACAGACCCCACCACAGCUGCCGUCAGAAGGACACACAACUCAACGGCGCUACACCAACUGUGACCAACAUCCAAGCCCUGGACUUGGGAGAGGGCGAGCGAGCACUAGAAGACACGAAAGGGAGAGGGAAUUGAGAGAGAGAGAGCUAGAGAGAGUGAGAGAGGGAGAGAGAGGGAAGAGAGAGCGCUAGAGAGAAAAAGAGAGAGAGAGAGAAGGAGAGAGAGAGAGAGGCACUCACAGAGUGGACGCCUUCAAAUGAGAAUUCAAGUACUCAGAACGAGGGAGAUGUUUAGAGGUAACAGUAACUAACAGAAAACUGAAUUCAAUAAAAAAAAACUCUACUCUCGCUUGGAUCUGGCUGUAGGAGUUCAACGGACCAGAGCAGGAACAAACCAAAAGAAACCAAAAGAGAAAAAGACAACUGUGACUCGGUCGUCGUGAGAACAGAGAACGGUUUGACCGAAGGAGACGCAGGAUGGCCAACUCGGGGCUCCAGCUACUGGGCUACUUCUUGGCGCUGGGCGGAUGGAUAGGGAUCAUCUCCACCACGGUGCUGCCCCAGUGGAAGCAGUCGUCGUAUGCAGGCGACGCCAUCAUCACGGCCGUGGGGCUGUACGAGGGGCUGUGGAUGAGCUGUGCCUCCCAGAGCACGGGGCAGGUGCAGUGCAAGAUCUUCGACUCCAUGCUCUCCCUGGACAUCCACAUCCAGACGUGCCGGGCCCUGAUGGUGGUGGCGGUGCUGCUGGGCUUCAUCAGUAUCAUCGUCAGCGUGGUGGGCAUGAAGUGCACCAAGGUGGGCGACAACAACCCCGCCACCAAGACCCGCAUCGCCGUCUGCGGAGGGGCCCUCUUCGUGCUGGCAGGUGUGUGCACGCUGGUGUCAGUGUCCUGGUACGCCACUCAGGUUUCCUACCAGUUCUUCAACCCAAAUACGCCGCUCAAUGCCAGGUAUGAGUUUGGCUCCGCCCUCUUCGUGGGCUGGGCAGCGGCCAGUCUUACGGUACUGGGCGGGGGCUUCCUGUGCUGCUCCUGCUCCAGUGAGGACAGGCGAGGGCAGCAGUACUACCGCCAAUCACAGCCUUCAACAGCCAGGGAAGCAAAUGUAAAAAGUUCCCCGCCAGAGAAAAGGGAGCAGUACUUGUAGUUUGGGAGAGACUUCUGGCCUUACCAUGUUUUAUAGAUUGUGGCAAGAUAAAGAAAACGGUCUUACUGAGAAACGCCCAAACACACAAGCGGACAAACAAUUUGAACCAGCUCCAGAUGAGGUUUAACCAGCAGCACUCCCUACUCCCCAUACCGCUAAACUAUUCCACAGUCGUCCCCCCAAAAAAAACAUAGAAAGUAAACAUGUUGUACUUACUCUGAGAGCCAUUCUGAAAGAGAAAUGCCUUUCUUUUUGUUUUGCCUUGUCUGUUUUGUUGUCUUCAGGACGGACAUUCAUUCAGGGUCUUUUUCUAAACACAUGUUAAAAUGCCCAGGUGUAUAUCGCACCUGUUAUACUCUUUACUCUUUUUUUUUUACUACAUAUAUAAUGUUUUACUACUGUGCCUUAUAACAAGUGUUUGUGCACAACUCUUUGUGACUACAUGGUCACCCAAACCCGACGCAUCUGGGGGAGGUGUUGUUUGUCAGUUGCUCCUCUGCAAGUCGUCAUUUAUUUCUUUAUUUAAAAAUCUACCGAAAGACACACAAUAACCAUGUUAUCGGCAUGUCACGGUGGACUUUAUUGUGUAGCUAAUCUACCACGUAUAUACACACACACAACAAAGCGAUACCGACGCCACAAUGUGCAGAGAGAAAAGGGGCUUGGUUUUAUGUGUAGUCUUUUUUUUGUGUCACCUGGAUUGAGGAUAUGACCAACACAGCUUUUUGUGUAUUUUCUUUCUUUUUAAUGUUUGGUUUUGUUGUUCAAGUGCCAAUUAGUAUUUUUUUGUAUGAGAGCGCCCUUUGUUUGGUGGUGAUGACUUUAGAGACCGUACUGUACGGUGUGCUCCCAGCCUCCCGCGCCACCGGCCACCAGACCUGUACUGAAGGAACGCCUUGUUUUCUGCUGAGUGGAAUUGGGUCCAGUAUCCCCCCCCUCCUCUUUCUGAUGUCUUCAUUUUAAUUACCAAUGUGAUUGUUCUCCCUGACUAAUACUUAGCUCCUCCUACCCCGUUUGUGUAUAUGAACUCAUUUACAAUGUAGCCAUUAUUGUCUUUUUCUUUUAGAAUGAAGUAAACAGGGGAAUAAAAAAAGGAAAUAAAACUGGGAUUUG
Molecule: messenger RNA, 2371 nt
Organism: Gadus chalcogrammus (walleye pollock)
Lineage: Eukaryota; Metazoa; Chordata; Actinopteri; Gadiformes; Gadidae
Gene: cldn19
Product: claudin 19
Exons: 5
Coding region: 590-1258 (222 amino acids)
Biological process (GO): bicellular tight junction assembly; cell adhesion
Cellular component (GO): bicellular tight junction; plasma membrane
Molecular function (GO): structural molecule activity
Source: RefSeq, a predicted model, not a curated record